AUGGCUAAAUCAUCAUCUAAAGCUGCUAAAGCUACCAAGGUUAACUCCGACUCCGACUCCGACUCAGAAUCAGACUCUAAAAAACGUAAAGCUGAUUCCGAAUCCUCUGAAACUGCUUCUCAAUCAUCUACUGAGGAACCAGUUAACAAGAAAGCUAAAACUGGUGAACCAGCUACUUUAUUCGUUGGUAGAUUAUCAUGGAAUAUUGAUGAUGAUUGGUUAAAACGUGAAUUCGAACCAAUCGGAGGAGUUAUCGGAGCUCGUGUUAUCAUGGAAAGAGCCACUGGUAAAUCCAGAGGUUAUGGUUAUGUUGAUUUUGAAGAUAAAUCAUUUGCUGAAAAAGCUUUAAAUGAAUACCAAGGUAGAGAAAUCGAUGGUAGACCAAUCAAUUUAGAUAUGUCAACUAGUAAACCACACCAAUCUAAUCCUAAAGUUGAAAGAGCCAAACAAUAUGGUGAUGUUCCAUCAGCCCCAUCAGAUACUUUAUUCAUUGGUAAUUUAUCAUUCAACGCUCAAAGAGAUAACUUAUUUGAAAUCUUCGGUGAAUAUGGUCAAGUUGUUAGUUGUAGAAUCCCAACUCAUCCAGACACUGAACAACCAAAAGGUUUUGGUUACGUUCAAUAUUCUUCUGUUGAUGAAGCUAAAGCUGCUUUAGAAGCCUUAAACGGUGAAUAUAUCGAAGGUCGUGCAUGCAGAUUGGACUUCUCUACUCCAAAGGAAAGACCAGCUGGUGGUAACCGUGGUGGCUUCGGUGGUAACCGUGGUGGUAGCCGUGGUGGCCGUGGUGGUUUUGGUGGUCGUGAAAGAGGUCCUCCAAGAUCUGGUGCUAACUCUGUUGAAUUUAAAGGUACCAAAAAAACUUUUGAUUAA
Molecule: messenger RNA, 870 nt
Organism: Hyphopichia burtonii NRRL Y-1933
Lineage: Eukaryota; Fungi; Ascomycota; Pichiomycetes; Serinales; Debaryomycetaceae
Exons: 2
Coding region: 1-870 (289 amino acids)
Molecular function (GO): mRNA binding
Source: RefSeq, a predicted model, not a curated record